UAUACUCUACCAACAUCCAUUCAACUAGUAUGAUAUUGUCACCCAUUUUCUCCAUAUUAUUCCCUUCCUUACCUAUUCCCUACACAUAAUCCUUACCAAUUCUCUUUGCCACAUACUAUCCCUUAUAUCCUUGCCCCCUUCCAUACAUGGAUGCCUCUCUGCAUCGGCUGGGUUCCUAGAAAUAUUGAUGUUCCUCCGUCUCCACCUCUUCCACCUCUGCCGCCACCAUGGAUUGAACUGCCGUGGGAUGUAACGGCCAAUAUUCUGCAAAGGCUGGGGUCGGAGGGGAUGCUCACAAGUGCGCCGCAAGUGUGUACCACCUGGUGGAAGGUCUGUAAGGAUCCCUCCUUGUGGCGAGUCAUCGAUUUCUCCGACAAAAAGCAAGGUCCUCUCUUCGACAAGUAUAUGAUCAUGUGCCGCUGCGCAGUGGAUCGUAGCCAGGGACAAUUGGUCGACCUCACCAUUCAGUAUUUCGGCAAUGACAAACUCAUGGAGUACAUCACUGAGCGAUCACCAAAUCUCAAACGCCUUAAACUUGGAACUUGCUUUAACCUAUCAGGAGAUGUUGCAACUAGAAUGUUUGCAAAGCUUGUACAUUUGGAAGAAUUGCAUCUCACUAUCAGAAAAAUUAUUGGUGCUGCUGACAUUGAAGCCAUUGGCAAGUGUUGCCCAAUGUUGAAAUCAUUCUCAUGCAAUGGAUUUAAGUACGGGGUUAAGACAUUGUUAAAUGACGAUUUUGUUGCAGUGCACCAUCGGAAUUUGUAUGCUUUUGCAAUCAGCAAAAGCAUGCCUAAUCUGCGUCAUCUUCAACUCUUUGCACAUUGGAUUGGGAAUGAAGGACUUGAAGCCAUCCUUCACUGUUGUCCACGUCUGGAAUCACUUGACAUUCGGCGAUGUUUUGAUCUCGAUCUUGAAGGGGAUUUGGGGAAAAGAUGUUGUCGGAAAAUUAAACAUCUUAAACUCCCCAAUGACUCAAUCAGUGAUAUACCAUGGCCUAAUUGUGAUGGCGGAGAUCCAUUUGAUUCUUCUGCCCGCAGAUUUGAAUUUUACGAAUACAACUAUUAUAAAGAUUAUGAAGAUUAUUGUAGACGCUACGGUAGCAAUUUCAACUUAUUAUGA
Salvia hispanica is the source of this 1119-nucleotide messenger RNA. RefSeq names its product F-box protein SKIP19-like. The record is from RefSeq and is a predicted model, not a curated record. Gene Ontology annotation, molecular function: protein binding. Lineage: Eukaryota; Viridiplantae; Streptophyta; Magnoliopsida; Lamiales; Lamiaceae.